Molecule: messenger RNA, 1348 nt
Organism: Sinocyclocheilus anshuiensis
Lineage: Eukaryota; Metazoa; Chordata; Actinopteri; Cypriniformes; Cyprinidae
Gene: pick1
Product: protein interacting with prkca 1
Exons: 12
Coding region: 49-1272 (407 amino acids)
Biological process (GO): receptor clustering; dendritic spine maintenance; intracellular protein transport
Cellular component (GO): trans-Golgi network membrane; postsynaptic density; postsynaptic early endosome
Molecular function (GO): phospholipid binding; protein domain specific binding; protein kinase C binding
Source: RefSeq, a predicted model, not a curated record
ACGGGAGUUUGAUCAUCAGAUCCACAUUAAACACGAUCAGAGCUGAUAAUGUUCACAGACAUGGACUAUGAGCUGGAGGAGGAUAAACUUGGGAUUCCCACAGUUCCUGGAACAGUGACUCUGAAGAAAGACUCACAGAACCUGAUUGGGAUCAGUAUUGGGGGCGGAGCUCAGUUCUGUCCCUGUCUCUACAUCGUACAGGUGUUUGAUAACACUCCGGCCGCUCUGGACUGGACUCUGGCCGCUGGCGAUGAGAUCACAGGAGUCAACGGCAAACCGGUGAAAGGAAAGACUAAAGUAGAGGUGGCCGAGAUGAUCCAGGCAGUGCAGGGUGAAGUCGUGAUCCAGUAUAACAAACUGCAGGCCGACCCGAAGCAGGGCAAAUCUCUGGAUAUCGUGCUGAAGAAGGUGAAGCAUCGUCUGGUGGAGAACAUGAGUUCAGGAACCGCAGACGCUCUGGGACUCAGCAGAGCCAUUCUGUGCAAUGAUGGUCUAGUGAAGAGGCUGGAGGAGCUGGAGAAAACCGCUGAACUUUAUAAAGGACUGAUGGAGCACACAAAGAGACUUUUAAGAGCUUUCUAUGAGCUCUCGCAGACUCACAGAGCUUUUGGUGACGUGUUUUCCGUCAUCGGUGUCCGUGAGCCACAGGCCGCCGCCAGCGAAGCCUUCGUGAAGUUUGCUGAAGCUCAUCGAAACAUGGAGAAGUUCGGCAUCCAGCUGCUGAAGACCAUCAAACCCAUGCUGCAUGAUCUGAACACGUAUCUGCACAAAGCGAUUCCUGACACCAAACUCACCAUCCGCAAAUACCUGGAUGUCAAGUUUGAGUACUUGUCGUACUGUCUGAAGGUGAAGGAGAUGGAUGAUGAAGAGUACAGCUGUAUCGCGUUAGGAGACCCGUUGUACCGCGUCAGCACCGGUAACUACGAAUACCGUUUAAUUCUGCGCUGUCGACAGGAAGCUCGCGCACGAUUCGCCAAGAUGCGCAAAGACGUUCUGGAGAAAAUCGAACUCCUGGACCAGAAACAUGUCCAGGAUAUCGUGUUCCAGCUGCAGCGCUUCGUCUCAGGGAUGUCGCGCUAUUACGACGACUGCUAUGCCAUGCUGAAAGAGGCCGACGUGUUCCCCAUCGAGGUGGAUCUGUCCCGAACCAUGAUCAACUACAGCGCACAGAGUCUCUCAUAUGAGGAGGAGGAGGAAGAGAUGAGCAGAGGAGGAGAGGACGACGCUCCGCAGACUGAGAACGGAGCCGAGAAACUCAUCGACGACGAGUGAGUGAGCAAACGAAUGAAUUAUCAGAUGAAAUAAUAAAGAAAUCAAUGAAGGGAAAGUGAACGAUCUCAUUGUGACA